Messenger RNA from Penaeus monodon (black tiger shrimp), 820 nucleotides. RefSeq names its product cleft lip and palate transmembrane protein 1-like. Lineage: Eukaryota; Metazoa; Arthropoda; Malacostraca; Decapoda; Penaeidae. The record is from RefSeq and is a predicted model, not a curated record. Gene Ontology annotation, cellular component: endomembrane system; membrane.
AUGGCCUGGCACAGCUAUGUUGGAGGGCCUUGGUGGGGAAGAGGAUGACGAAGACCAAGAUACCAUCAAGGAAGCCUUUUUGGAAACCUCUCCAUACCUGCUGGCUCUCACAAUGGCCGUUUCACUCUUGCACUCCGUAUUUGAGUUCCUCGCCUUCAAGAAUGAUAUUCAGUUUUGGAACAAUCGUCAGAGUCUUGAAGGCUUGUCAGUUCGCUCUGUGUUCUUCAACGUGUUCCAGUCUGUUGUGGUCCUCCUGUAUGUGCUUGACAACGAGACCAAUUUUGUUAUUAAGGUCUCGUGCUUCGUAGGGCUUGGCAUUGAGCUCUGGAAGAUCACAAAGGUAACGAAUGUCUCUGUUAAUAGGGAGAAACGGAUUAUGGGCAUCCCUACAUUGAAAUUCACAGACAAGGGAACAUACGUGAACUCGAAUACAAAGGCCUAUGAUGAAAUGGCCUACAGAUAUCUGUCAGUAGUGCUCUUCCCUCUGUUAGGAGGCUACUGUGUUUAUUCUCUCAUCUACCAAGAGCAUAAAGGAUGGUAUUCCUUUGUUCUGUCAAUGCUUUAUGGCUUCCUCCUAACCUUUGGUUUCAUCAUGAUGACUCCACAACUGUUCAUCAACUACAAGUUGAAGUCUGUAGCUCACCUGCCAUGGAGGAUGCUCACAUACAAGGCUCUCAACACCUUCAUCGACGACAUUUUUGCAUUUGUUAUUAAGAUGCCCACCAUGUAUAGGUUGGGCUGCCUUAGAGAUGAUGUGAUCUUCUUUAUCUUCCUGUAUCAGCAAGGAAACCCAAAGAACAUACCUGAUACAGGAAGAUAA